Messenger RNA from Malania oleifera, 3225 nucleotides. Its product is annotated as cytochrome P450 704C1-like. Gene Ontology annotation, molecular function: heme binding; iron ion binding; oxidoreductase activity, acting on paired donors, with incorporation or reduction of molecular oxygen. NCBI's taxonomy places the organism in Eukaryota, Viridiplantae, Streptophyta, Magnoliopsida, Santalales, Ximeniaceae. Bases 1462 to 3000 code for a protein of 512 amino acids. The transcript is spliced from 6 exons. The record is from RefSeq and is a predicted model, not a curated record.
GUAUAAAGGGGGAGUUGUUCACUUUUGAUAAACUGGAAGGGGAUGGAGUAGAUAAAAACUGUGUUUUCUGCAGUGAUGAAAUUGAAACUUUAGACCACCUAUUCUUUAAAUGCAGGAUAACCAAAUAGGUGUGGGACACAAUCAAAUCUUGGCUGAGGAUAACAAGGAAUAUGACUACAUUGAAAGCAGCUCUGAAAUGGCUACACAAGGAAGCAAAAGGCACAGGUAUAAAUUCUAAUGGUAAAAAGAUUUGUGUGGCGGCUACUGUCUACCUCCUAUGGCAUUUCAUAAAUAAAAAGAAGUUUGAAGGCAAAGGAAUAGAACCAGAUAACUUGGUGAAGAUAAUCCAGACACAAACAUAUAGAAUUGUAUAUGACAAAUAUGAUCUGUACUCAGAUUUAUAAGCUCUUCUAGGCUUGUAGAUUUGAGAAUUUCUUAUGAUGUAUGUUUUUGGUAAAAGGUUUUGUUAAAGGAAGUCAUGUUGGCUUGCCUUUUGAAUGUAAUGUUUUGCAUCUUAGACAGGGACUUGGUUUCCCACUCUCCUGGGUAUGCUCAGUGUAUGUUGUACAUAUCCAUUUGAUCCAUUUGAUCAAUAUAUUUAUCAUUUACUGAUAAAAAAAAAUUGAACCCUAAAUCAUCAUAUAAAAUACUUUACAUUCAUCAAGUUGAACUCUAAAUCAUCAUAUACUCAAAAUUUGUUCAGAUUAUACUCGAUGUGAAAUCAUAAUAAACUCUCUCGUUUAAUUAUUUCAAGGCAUUUUCAACGAGCCCCACACUACUAUGCCAAUUACAUGACAAUAUCUUUAACACAACUUUGAUAAUUGAUAAUAAAUAUUAUAAUCAAGGUUGAACUCGAUUUAUACACCCAUUUUGAUUAUCAAAGGGUCAUUUGAUAUUCUUAUCAAAAAUUAAAAUAAAGAAAAAUAGACAUGAGAACUAAAAAUCAGAAAUAAAAACUAAAAAUCGAAAACUUGCAAAAUAUUUGGUCAUUUUUAAAAUUAAAAAAAUUAAAAUUUUGAUAAAACAAAUGCUCAUUUUUGUUCUUAAAUCAAAUAAUAAUUGUAAACAUGAUUUAAAUAGUAAAAAUAAAAAGCAGUAAAAAUUUAAAAACUAUAAUAAAAAAUAAAAUUAUUAUGUUUAUUUACUUAAUUAUUAUAUUUCAAAAUUUACUUUACAAAAAUAAUCUAAUUGGACAUGACAAUUGAAAUAAUUUGAAAACAUUUUGUAAAUAAUUUUUAUUAUUUUUAAUUUUUUUUUGAAAUUUUAUAAAUAUUUUUAUUUUAAUUAUAUAUUAAUUAUAACUAAAAAUAUGAAUAAAAAAAAAAUUUUAAUUGCAGUUGGGGGUUGGCGUCGCACUGGCCAACCAAUAUUAAUCGAAACUCUAAAGGAGUCCUGGCGGUGCUUCCGAGAAGUCAUUGGCUAGUUUUCUGUUAUCCUUUCGAGAAUCCAAACAGAGCCUCCAUGGACCUCCUCGGCAAGCCCAUAGUUUUCACUGUAAUAGCUCUAAUCCUCUCGCUUCUCACUGUGAAAUGGCUCGCCAAGAAAUUGCAGGAAAAGCCAAAGAUGGAGAAGAAGCAGGAGAAAUACCAUCCCGUUGGUGGCACCAUCUUCAACCAGUUGCUUAAUUUCAAUAGGCUGCACCACUACAUGACUGAUCUUGCUCGGAAACACAGGACUUACCGGCUGCUCAGUCCUUUCAGGAGUGAGAUUUAUACGGCAGACCCCGCAAAUGUUGAGUACAUGCUUAAAACUAACUUUGAAAACUAUGGCAAGGGAUGGCAUAACUAUACGAUUUUGAAGGAUCUUCUAGGCGAUGGUAUUUUCACAGUUGAUGGUGAUAAGUGGCGACAACAGAGGAAAAUAUCAAGCAAUGAGUUCUCCACAAAAGUAUUGAGGGACUUUAGCAGUGUAGUUUUCAGAAAAAAUGCCGCAAAACUUGCUUAUAUAAUAUCUGAAGCUGCAAAUGCCAACCAGACAAUGGAUAUUCAAGACCUAUUCAUGAAAUCGACUUUAGAUUCAAUAUUUAAAGUUGCAUUUGGAGUUGAACUAGACAGCAUGUGCGGAUCAAGUGAAGAAGGUGUGAGAUUUAGUGAGGCUUUUGAUCACUCGAGUGCACUGACCCUUCGGCGAUAUGUUGAUAUCUCCUGGAAGAUUAAAAGAUUUUUGAACAUUGGGUCAGAAGCCAUGUUAAGGAAAAAUAUCGAAAUUAUUGACAAUUUUGUAUACAAGCUAAUCCAUUUGAAGACUGAGAAGAUGCAGAAAUCACAAGAUGAUUCUUCUAUGAAGAAAGAAGACAUUUUAUCAAGAUUCCUGCAAUUAACAGAGACUGAUCCAAAAUACCUACGAGAUAUUAUUCUCAAUUUCAUAAUUGCUGGCAAAGAUACAACAGCAGCCACUCUUUCCUGGUUUAUUUACAUGCUCUGCAAGCAUCCUGUUGUGCAGGAAAAGGUUGCACAAGAAAUAAAAGCGCUGACAAAUAUGAAAGGAACUUCGGCAUACACAGAGUUCGCAGCGAGUAUAAGUGAAGAAGCUCUAGAAAAGAUGCAAUAUCUCCAUGCGGCCUUAACUGAGACACUCAGACUCUAUCCUGCAGUUCCUGUGGAUGCAAAGAUCUGCUUUUCAGACGAUACCUUGCCAGAUGGGUUCACUGUGAGGAAAGGUGAUAUGGUGUCUUACCAACCAUAUGCAAUGGGCAGGAUGAGAUUCAUAUGGGGAGAUGAUGCAGAAGAUUUUCGACCAGAAAGAUGGCUCGAUGGAGAUGGUGUUUUCCAGCAAGAGAGCCCUUUUAAAUUCACGGCUUUCCAGGCGGGCCCGCGUUUAUGUUUGGGAAAACAAUUUGCGUAUAGGCAGAUGAAAAUCUUCUCAGCUGUUUUGUUAAGCUGUUUCAUGUUCGAACUCGCCAAUGAGGAGAAAGCUGUCAAUUACAGGACAAUGAUUAAUCUUCACGUUGAUGGUGGCCUCCAUGUUCGUGCCUUCCACAGGCCUACAAAAACCCCAUAGGUUGUUAACAUCUCACCUCCAUGGGUUGGUUAUGGAUUCAUGUAUACCAGUAUGAUAAAACUAGAGUAAAAGGAAGGGAGAGGGAAAUAAAGAAUAAAAUAUAGUAAAGAAUAAGUUGCUAUUAAUGUAUAUUCAAUCUUUGAACAACUCCCUAUUUAUACAAAAAACUGGGGAACAUGUAAUUAAAAAAAUAAAUAAAUAUGUAUGCUCCUUUCCAAAAUAAAA